Messenger RNA from Durio zibethinus, 1397 nucleotides. Its product is annotated as histidine-containing phosphotransfer protein 2-like. NCBI's taxonomy places the organism in Eukaryota, Viridiplantae, Streptophyta, Magnoliopsida, Malvales, Malvaceae. Gene Ontology annotation, biological process: cytokinin-activated signaling pathway; phosphorelay signal transduction system; phosphorylation. Gene Ontology annotation, molecular function: histidine phosphotransfer kinase activity; protein histidine kinase binding. The record is from RefSeq and is a predicted model, not a curated record. Gene Ontology annotation, cellular component: nucleus; cytoplasm.
AUGGCUUUGUCUAUUGUUAAAGGACUGCUGCAACAAUACGUGCAGUCAUUGUUCAAUGAGGGGAUCGUAAAUGAUCAGUUUUCUCACAUUCAGCACUUGAAAAUGGUUGGAAGAGCUGACCAUUUUGUGCAGUUGAUCAAUAUGUACUGCCUCGAUGUGGAAACCAUUUUAUCACAACUUGCAAGCUACAUUGAUCUCCCUACCAUUGAUUUUUCUAAGUUGGCUGCUCUGGCUGCAGAAGUAGGGGAGAGAAGCUCCUGUAUUGGCGCUGAGCACAUGAAACUUGCAUGUGUGGAUCUAAUGCAGGCUUGUGAUCAGUUGCAGAAGCAAAACUUCCUUCAGGCCUUGAGUUGGACAAAGAAUGAAUUCGCUCAUACCCGUGAAAAGUUACAAGUCCUUGUCCAGAUGGAACGGAGGAUUAUGAGACUUGAAGCAAAACAAAAACAUUAGAGAUGCUGUAUACCAAGUGUUCUUUGAUGUGCCUGCAGAAAUUUCAAACAAAUCAUUGUGAUUUCUUUGGGAAAGUGGUACCGUUUAGAAAAGUAGAAUAAACAAUCUUACAGUAAUUAUUUCAUACUUCUCAUGAAAAGCAGUAAUCAGUUUGAAAUUCUGGCACCUGCUUGUUCAUGUAUUUAUUCCUGCGUGUUUACAUAAACACUAGAAAAGGAGCAAUGCUUUGUCAAUUGCUCCUCCUGAAAGAUCGAAUGUGAAUUUUUUCUGAAAAUGGAUAAAUUGUGCACCGUGGGAUGAGCAAAAGGAAGAUGGCAAACGAAAGUGAUGAAUGACAUUGGACAGCUAAAGUAAGUUUGCGUCAUGGUUGCCAACUUGCUGCUACAAUAGGCUUCUACUUCUCCGAUAAGCCUUGAAGACGAUAUUUUUCCAAAGGUUGUUGAACAAAUUAACCACACACUAGUCAUCUUGGGAAAAUCUUGUGAUGAUUCCAUCAGAACAGAGAACUGCAACAUCUCUAGGUGGGUUCAUGAAGCAAUUCAUGAAAUGCACACAAACUGUGAAGUAUUUGGUGCUAUUUUCUAGACAUUGUUCCAGGGCAACACAGUUGACAAGGGCAGUGCUGGUGAAGUCUGAUUGUAAUGGAUGGGAUCUUUGCUGAAAUUAAUUUCCACGAAUCUAUAAGAUUUCUUUUGGCUUGAACUUUAUUCCUGAUGGUCUAGGUUGAGUAAUAAACUGUAUUAGACUAAUUGAUGGACGAUGUUCUUGUUGCUUAAGAUUACUAGCGACUGGUUUUGGUGGCAGGAGACUCAAGAGGAACAGAUAAUGUCAAUGCUUGGUUCCAAAUGAUUUGGAAAAACAAGAUUGGAAACUUUCAGGUCAACCUGUCAAGUAACCAGGUUAACUGCCCAAGUUUUAAGGCUCUUUCAAAAUUUAAAAGGGUUUGA